This is a messenger RNA of Monoraphidium neglectum, 854 nucleotides long. RefSeq lists its product as hypothetical. The annotation marks the transcript as partial. The transcript is spliced from 3 exons. The record is from RefSeq and is a predicted model, not a curated record. Lineage: Eukaryota; Viridiplantae; Chlorophyta; Chlorophyceae; Sphaeropleales; Selenastraceae.
AUGGUGGCCGACCACCAGACCAUGCGUCUGUGUGAGCUGCACCGCUACGAGGCGGGGCGGCGCGCCCCCCUGGCUGAGGAGGUCUACCGGGCCAACGCGCGCCUCAUCAUGGCGGACGACGCCAACUGCUACCGGUUUGAGCUGCUGCGCCACACAGCCGCAGCACCCGCCGCCACCGCGGGCACGCCCGCGCCGGAGGUCAAGCCGGAGCAGCAGCAGCAGCAGCAGAACGGCGCCGCCGCCGCGGGCGUCAAGGCAGAGGAGGGCGGCGGCGCGGCCCCCUUGCCGGAGCCGGAGCAGGCGGGCGCGGCGCCUGUGAAGCAGGAGCAGGGACCCGCGGCCGAGCAGCCGGCUGCAGCGGCGGCGGCGGCGCCCGCGAACGGCAAGGCGGCCACGGUGGCGGUGGCGCUGUCUGUGCAGCUGAUGGACCCGGAUAGAGUCGAGCACCACCCCGGGGGCCUGGAUCCUGCCUUUGGGGACUACAUGGGCGCCUUCAUGGGUGCCCCGGCGCCCGCCGGCCCCGCGGCCGGCCGCGAGGGCCGCGUGCUGCUGCCGCGCCUCGCGCGCCGCGCGGGCGGCGGCGGCGGCGACGCGGCGCUCGCGGCGGCGCUGGGCGGGGUGGCGGUCGCGAACGGGCUGGAGUGCAAGAUCAGCUGCAGCAGCAGCAAGGUGUCGUACGUGCUGGAUACCGAGGACGUCAUGUGGCGUCACCGCGCCAGGGCCGCUGGAGGCGGCGGCGGCGGGGGCCUGGAGCAGCGCGCGGGGCGGUACGCGGCUUGGCUGGCGGGCCGCGAGGCGGCGAUCGGCGGGCUGGAGCCUUACGCGCAGGCCUUCCCCGAGCCCAUGGCGCAGGG